Molecule: messenger RNA, 744 nt
Organism: Trypanosoma grayi
Lineage: Eukaryota; Euglenozoa; Kinetoplastea; Trypanosomatida; Trypanosomatidae
Product: thioredoxin
Exons: 1
Coding region: 1-744 (247 amino acids)
Cellular component (GO): cytoplasm
Molecular function (GO): oxidoreductase activity, acting on a sulfur group of donors, disulfide as acceptor
Source: RefSeq, a predicted model, not a curated record
AUGCGAAAUGCGUUUGGCUACCUGAGUCGCUGCUUGGCGCCCCGGCGGAGUGUCGCCUGUGUUGUUGCAGCGCAGUCCCGUUCUCAACCGAUGGGUGCGGCGGCCCUUCUCAGUGUGCAGUGCCCCAUUACCUCCUUCAAGGGAGGGACACAGGACUUUAUUGACGAGGUCAGCGGUGAGAAGGCUGUUCUGGUGUACUUCUACACGCCGUGGUGUAAGCCCUGCCACCGCGUCACCGCCAGUUUAGAGGCGUUAGAGGCGGAUGGACAUAUCAGCCGCCGGAUGGACGCUCCAGCACCAAAGGCAUCAGCCACACCUGCAGCUCCAGAGGUGGAGGUAAAAGCGGGCGCAAAGGCAGGUUUCUCUUGUUCUUCUGCCGGUUGUCCACUACCGCAGACCACGAAAACGAAGGCGUCGCAGAGCAGUGCGACGUCUGCUCCCGAGCCAUACGCCGAUCCAGAGGUGGCGCUGAAGAGUGCCAGUGAAGUGUGUCUGCUCGCGCAGGGCGACGGAACAACGGUGCGAAUCAUCCCCAUCGACACUGACGAAAACCCAAAGUUGGGCGCACUGCACGAUAUACGCAGUGUACCCACAUUCGUGACGUACCGCGAUGGCCGCAUCGUUGGACGUGCGGAGGGCUUCCGUGAUGGACAGCUUCGGCGGCUGGUGAGUGAGUUGUUGCGUGAUGACGGCAAUCAGCCAGGGGCUGGAAACUCACCGGUACAACGGUCAAAGGGGGCGUGA